AUGGCUAGCAACAGUGGUGUGCAGCAGCAAAUUCAGCAACAACAGCAACAUUUCCAGCAACAAAACAACAGCCCGUACCACUGCAAGGAGUGUGGUUUAUCAUUAAAUUCUGCGGAGUCCUUAGAGGUACAUCUGCAGUAUCACAAAGAAAAUUUGUUGAAACACUGGGCGAUUCAGGCAGCUUCUUCCCACUCCGAGGAAACCAACAACAACACUCCAAAGGCUAAUAUGAAACGUGAGUUAAUUCCAAAUAAUACUAUUGCUACAGCUGAUAGCUCUGACUCUAUUCAAAAGAAAAGUCCAGAAUACAGUAGGGCUACUCCAGAAUCUAUUUUUGGGCAUCCGCCAACACCCCAAAGCUACCAGAGCGCUUCAUCUCCUUACCAGAAUCACGACAAUUCUAAUUUUUCGCCAAAUUUUUCUAAUUAUCAGCAAAAAAAUGACCGAACGUCUCCAAAUCCGCAACAGCAGCAACAACAGCAGCCGCAGUACCAGCAAAAUAAUUAUCCCAAUUAUUCGGAUCCACAAUAUUUUCCAAUGGAAUCCAGUCAAAAUCAGCAAUAUCCAGAUUCAUAUGCUCAUAACAAAAACAACCCUAUGCAAAACUCCUCGUAUAGGUACCACCCCUAUUCCGAACCCCAGCAAAACAAUUACGAGCGGCAGCAGACGCAGGCACAGGUGUCAACUUCAAGCCCUGCGUACCCCCCUCAGCCGACGCCGUCCCCUAGUCCUAAACAAUGUGACAAGUGCGGCUAUGUAUGUGAAUCCGCUUCUCAGCUUAUCGAGCAUCUGAAUAUGGCUCAUCCUCCAACUCCCGCUCCCCAUCUUUCUGCUUAUCAACCGAAUCAGCAUUUUAUGUUUGAUCAGCCGCCCAUUGUAAAACAAGAAGACAACGGGCAGAGCGAGAUUCUAGACCUUGACUCACACAAAGUUGUCCACAACGUGUUUCCCGAGGAAGAGAAACAUCAGAAUGGGGAUCCCAUUGUUCAUAAUCCACAUUCUGUUUCCGCUUUACUUAAUUCAUGGAGUCCAGCGCAACAGUCUCCGCAACAGCCGCAACAAAAAAUGUUCCCACAACAUCCUGCUCAAGAACAACGUAUAUUUAUGAAUGCUCCCGAUCAAAUGCAUAAUCAAGAUUUCAUUGUCAAUGGCGUCACUACCACAUCACAAGAGAAUGCCGGAAGUAAUAUGAAUGCUCUUGGCCAACCUCAUCAAUCCUAUAGACCAUUUGAGCACCUAACGUCACCCCCCAACGCUCCUGUGAUUUCAAGCACCCAAGUUCCUAAUAGUCCCGCACAACCACCCCCUACAAUGCAAAAGAAUUCUGCAAACUGGAAAUCCAACGAAGCCCGUAGACCAAAGACGUAUAACUGCACCGCCUGCAACAAGUGGUUCACAAGUUCCGGUCACCUAAAACGUCAUUAUAACACGACGUUACAUAAGAAUGCAGUAAAGUCCAGCGGACAACCGGAUCCGGCGACAAUGCCCAUUAGCGCCCACCACCACCCCGCCAGAGAUAGUUCCUCGAAGCAGGACGAUCGCCCCCAAUCGGGAAGUUCCGGGGACGAAAUUCGUAGCGAAGAUAACAGCAGCAUGCCUCCCCAUCCAUAUGACCGUCCCCCAAACGGGGAAGCAGGCCUCUCAACCACCAACGUAGAUUCGAGGGGCCUGCUGUCGCUCAGUUCUCCUCCUAUCAAUACGGCCAAUACCCAUGGGUUCAACAUGGCACCUCAGCAUAUGAUGUCAAUGGACAACAACCAAUUCCAGAUGUACCCAAACGAGUCGGCCCCCCACGUUACGCAGGCUAUGGAUACCAACAGCCACAAUACUACUGGUGAAUUCCAAUUCACUAGUCAGAAUAGCCUAGCCGAAGAAAAUCAGCCGCUACCUAGCUUUGCGCAGAUCCAGGCCCAUCGCUACGGUUUGAUCGGUUAUGAUAUAGCGAACGUGGGGGGCGGGGGUGCGGUAACGACCCCUUAUACCUACUACACAGAACCAAGUGACGUGUCUGAGUCGAAACCUUUGAUGUAUCGCAGCGAAGAAGACGACUACAAGCUCACCGUACUUACAGCUGCUGAUCCUCCACCAAUGCAAACUGAUUAUAUGGUCCAGUACUCUCCUAAUCACAAUAACAAUAAUAAUCACUCUGAUGAUCACCUGGGUCUGAUGUCCUUGAAUGCCCAGCCAAAGUCCCCAGAAAAAGCACAUAUCAAACGUGAUUACGAAGAGAAUACUGGUAGUCCUCUGAUAUCAUCAACAGUAUUAACAAAGUCAGGUCUGCACAAAUGUUACGACUGCGAUAAAAUAUUCAACAAAGCAUGCUACUUAACGCAGCACAACAAAACAUUCCAUAGUGGCGACAAGCCGUUUAAAUGUUCGAGGUGUGGCAAACGCUUCUCCUGCGAGGUAACAUACCAAGAACACCUCACCAAACAUGCUGGCGACAAACCACAUAAAUGUGACCUCUGUCCGAAGCAGUUCAAUCACAAGACGGAUCUCAGAAGGCAUAUGUGCUUACACACUGGCCAGAAACCUUACGCCUGCGAUACCUGUGGAAAAGGGUUCAUCAGGAAGGACCAUAUGAUGAAGCAUUGCGAGACGCAUGUGAGAAAAACGCAGUCAAAAUUAGCCAGCCUCCGCUGAAACGACGAGCCACGUCAACACAUCUUGGUGGGUAUGUAGCAAUUCAUUGUUUGUCACUUGGCACAUUUUCUACUUAAGUGUUGUAUCUCAAAAUAUUUUAUAAUACUGUACAUAUUAAUUUAUAUUUAAUUUUAAAAUUUUUAAUAACUAAGACGAUCGAAGAGAGGUCUACAGAGUAAUAUUACAAACAAAAGGGAAAAAUUGCUCAAGUUUAAUUUAUAUUGUAAUGUCCAAUAAUAAACAAUACUCAA
This is a messenger RNA of Anoplophora glabripennis (Asian longhorned beetle), 2894 nucleotides long. Its product is annotated as transcription factor 20-like. NCBI's taxonomy places the organism in Eukaryota, Metazoa, Arthropoda, Insecta, Coleoptera, Cerambycidae. The coding region runs from base 1 to 2643 and encodes 880 amino acids. The record is from RefSeq and is a predicted model, not a curated record. The transcript is spliced from 5 exons.